AUUCGCAGAGAUUCUCCGAAGAAGCGAGAGAAAUGGGAGAAGAGGCGGUGAGAGAGAUCCCUCUCGCAGCUGAAUCCGAUACCACAAUCCCCACCGCCGCGACCGUCGCCGGAACCCUACGGGAGAAGGUAUCCGGCGACGUCGAUCGGUUCAACGACGACGACGACAAAGAAGAAGGAGGAGGAGAAAAUGAGGAUACAAAGAAGAAGAAUAAGAAGAAGGAGGCGGCGGAGGCCGUUCUCCGGCCGCCGCCGCACUUACCUCAGCCGGAGGCGCCGCCGGGGAUGGCGAGGUCGGCGUCGAUCUCCCACGAGGAGCACCGCCCGAUCCAACGGUCCGCGUCCGCCCAAUCCCCUUCCGCCGUCGACGUGGCCUCCAUCGGCCGCUUCCUCCGCGACCGCGGCUCCUCCUUCUCCGCCGCCAUCGCCCGCCGCAUCUCCUCCCUCUCCGGCGACGACGACGACGACCCCCACCCCCGCUCCCCGGCGCCGGUGACCGAGUUCCACCUCUCCGGCGUCAAGGUCAUCGUCCGCGUCAAGGACGCCGAAGCCGACGCCGACGACGACGACGAAUCGGAGGGCGGGGAUCGGCCAGCGCCGGCGCCGUUCCCGAUCAAGGGCCGGAUCAGCUUCUUCUCGCGAUCGGGGUGCCGCGACUGCGGCGCGGUGCGAUCGUUCCUGCGCGGGAGGGGGCUCCCCUACGUGGAGAUCAACGUGGACGUGUUCCCGGAGCGGGAGCGGGAGCUGAUCGAGCGGUCGGGGGCCCGCCACGUGCCGCAGAUCUUCCUGAACGAGAAGCUUCUAGGAGGUCUCGUGGCGCUCAACUCGCUGCGCAACAGCGGGGAGUUCGAGCGGAGGGUGCGGGAUUCGGUGGGCACGCAGCGGUGCCCCGAGAGCGCCCCGAGUGCUCCGGUGUACGGAUUCGACGGCGAGGAUGACGACGCGCGGGGGAACGGACGGACGGAUGCCAUGGUGGGGGUGGUGCGGGUGCUGCGGCAGCGGCUCCCGAUUCAGGACCGGUUCGCGAGGAUGAAGCUCGUGCGGAACUGCUUCGCGGGCGCCGACUUGGUCGAGGCCAUCAUCCACCACCUCGAUUGCGGCAGGAAAAAGGCGGUGGAAAUUGGGAAAGAGCUUUCGAGGAAGCACUUCAUUCACCAUGUAUUCAGAGAAAAUGAUUUUGAAGAUGGAAACAACCACUUCUACCGGUUCCUCGAGCACGACCCGGCCAUUCCAAAGUGCUUCAAUUUCAGAGGAUCAACCAACGACGACGAGCCCAAGUCGGCGGCCGAGGUGGGGCGGAGGCUUACCAACCUAAUGGUAGCCAUACUUGAGGCCUAUGCUUCUGAUGAUAGGCUACAUUUAGACUAUGCUCGUAUCGGCGCCAGCGAGGAGUUCCGGAGAUAUGUAAAUCUGGUCCAAGAUCUGCAAAGGAUAGACCUCUUCGCCCUUUCGCCAGAAGAGAGGAUGGCCUUCUUCUUGAAUCUUCACAAUGCCAUGGUCAUCCAUGCCGUAGCAAGGGUCGGCCGUUCCGGAGUCAUCGAUAGGAGAGCCUUCUUCACCGACUUCCAAUACAUAAUCGGCGGCUAUCCUUACUCCCUUUCCACUAUCAAGAACGGCAUCCUACGAUCGAACCGAAGGCAACCUUACUUUCUGAUCAAGCCUUUCAGUUCAGUUGAUAGGAGAUUGGAGUUGGCUCUCGAAAAGGUGAACCCGCUGAUCCAUUUCGGACUGUGCAACGGUACCCGGUCGAGUCCGGCGGUCCGCUUCUUCUCCCCCCAAGGGGUUGAGGUCGAGCUGCGACAUGCCGCGAGGGAGUUCCUCCUCAAUGGCGGCAUGGAGGUCGAUCUCGAGAAGAGAACAGUGUAUCUCACCAGAAUCAUCAAAUGGUAUAGCGCCGAUUUUGGUCAAGAUAGAGAUCUUCUCAAGUGGAUUUUGAACUACUUGGAUGCAACAAAAGCUGGGCUCUUGACUCAUCUAAUGAACGACGGCGGUCUGAUAACCAUAUCCUAUCAAAACUUCGAUUGGUCCCUGAACUCCUGAAAGGAGAAUUUUUUCUAUUUCACGAUCCCCUCGUGCGCAUAUCGCACAAGUUAUAAAAUAUUUUUGAUGAAGUUCCUAAACUUUAUACAUGUCGAAGAUUAGUUGCAGAAUCAGAAAGAAUCAAAUAGCAUACAAAAAGUUAGCUUGAGAAAUAUGUUGUAUAUAUAAUAAUACCAUGAACUUGUUGAGUGAUUGCUUAUAGGAGUGUAUGGGUGAUGGUUGUUGAUGCCAUUAGCUGCAAGGUGCCUCUUGGCAAAAGCUUAAUAGAGCGCAUAACAAUUUGCAGUAUGGUUUGUCACACACAAUAUCUGUUCCUUAAUUUCUCUACAAGGUUUAUUUUUGAUAUC
Ananas comosus (pineapple) is the source of this 2386-nucleotide messenger RNA. RefSeq lists its product as uncharacterized. Bases 33 to 2039 code for a protein of 668 amino acids. NCBI's taxonomy places the organism in Eukaryota, Viridiplantae, Streptophyta, Magnoliopsida, Poales, Bromeliaceae. The transcript has 6 exons. The record is from RefSeq and is a predicted model, not a curated record. Gene Ontology annotation, biological process: intracellular signal transduction.